GAGAACUGUUACCAGGCAACAGUUUCGCGUCCUACUCCAGAGUUUAAGUUUUCCAUCGAGCAGGCGUCGACUGCUGCUUUCAUAAGACGCCAAACACCGGUAACUCCCUGUGGGUUAGGCAACCAGGACAACAUAACCACAACAAAAGUGCUAGAAAGAGCUCAGUCUGAACCUGAAAUAAUAUCCACAUCUGAGCAGGAGCGAGAGCAACACACAGCCAUGGAGGACAAAGAGUUGACUGAAGAGGAGGUGUUUAAGCAUCUCUCCAGUCUGGGCCGCUCAGCGACUGGACUACAUCAUGUCUACAAGUUUCUCUCUAUACCUAGGCAGAAGUUGACAAAUGUGUCCAUUUUGUGCAAUUACAUCCACCUUCAAAAACUGGAACUUCCCUACAACAGAAUCAAAGAUUUAUCCUGUGUGAGCCACAUGCCAUACCUUAUCACACUCGAUGCUUCCCACAAUGAACUCAUAGACUUCUUUGGAUUCCAGCCGCCAAAAAAUCUCAAGGAGGUGAAUCUCUCUCACAACCACAUUUCUUCAAUGAAGGAUUUGUCUGCCUAUACUUCUCUCUGCAAGCUAAUUCUAGACUAUAACUCUGUCAGUGUAAUCCAGGGGCUGGAGAAGUGUAGCAGCCUGACUCACCUUAGCAUAGCUCACAACAAGGUCUUGCGCAUCAGUGGCGUGAACAACCUGCGUCUCAAGCAGCUCUGUCUGCAGGGGAAUUUGAUCAAGACGAUUGAGAAUUUACAGACCCUCAGGGCUCUACAGAUUCUGGACUUGUCCUCUAAUAGGAUCCAAAGUCUUUCUGGUCUUCAGAACCUUCAUCUACUGGGAACUGUCAAUCUUGAAAGUAAUAUGAUUGCUGAGAUCAAGGAGGCCGCACAUGUUCGGGACCUUCUGCUUCUGAGAGAACUAAACCUUAAGAGAAACCCAAUUCAAGAACAGCCUGACUACAAACUGUCAGUGAUCUUCCUUCUUCAUCAGCUUACCAUUCUAGAUGAACAAGAUGUGACUGCUGAGGAAAAGGUUUCAGCUGUAAACAAGUAUGAUCCACCCCUUGAGAUAGUGGCAGCCAGAGAUCACAUGACCCACAUGGUGUACCAACACAUGCAGCCGCAAGUCAUCUUUGACAGCACCCUGCCUAGUUUUGAUACUCCAUACCCUAUACUGGUUCUCACAGGACCACAGGCAUGUGGGAAGAGGGAGCUUGCUCAUAAACUGUGCCAUGAAUUCAGUGACUAUUUUGCUUAUGGUAUUUGCCACACCACCAGGAGGCCCUACUUUGGCGAGGAAGAUGGCACUGACUACCACUUUGUCCAGGAAGAAGAAUUUCAUAACAUGAUUUGUAAGGGUCAAUUUGUUCAAACAAUGCAGUAUGGAGAUCAUUGGUAUGGUUUGUCCCGGGAGGCCAUAGAACGUGUGGCUAGAGAGGGGCUUGCUUGCUGUGUUCAUAUGGAACUAGAGGGUGUGUUAAGCCUGAAGAAUUCAUACUUUGAACCAAGAUACAUCUUGCUGAUUCCUACAAGUACUGAGAACUUUAUUUCAGUCAUGAACGCUAGAGGUUUCUAUACUAACAGCCAGAUAGAGAAAGCUGUAUCGCGUAUCAGCAUCUAUGUCAGAUUCCACAGAGAGCGCCCUGGAUUCUUUGACAGCAUCGUUCCCUGCGAUAAUCGUGGAGAAGCAUACAAUGCUUUGAAGCAGCUCAUAAAAGAAUACCUUGGUUUGGAAGGGCAAGGGGCUGAAGCUCAAGACAGCUCCAGUGUUAUAGAACAAAAUUCUUCCACUGGUAAAAAUUCAGAUGAGAGAGGGUCAGUUGAGAAUGUUGAAACCAGUAACACAGGCUCUUAUAACAGAAAUUACUACAACAAAGUCCAGGGCAGUCUGACUUUUCAGAAAACCUCAGCAGAACUGGCCUCUAUCUACAGAAGACAGCAGAUGGUUCAAGAAGCUCUGAUGGGGAAGAGUCCAGGUGCUUACACACAGCUGUUUAAAAGGUUUGUUCACGCAGCUCCAUCAUUACUGACCCCUCAUGCCCAGCCGUCUGCUACUGCCUUAGUGGACCGAACUGAGGACAGCAGCUCAGAGGAAUCUUCUGCCAGUUCUGGCCUGUCUAUGCAUGGCUCAGCAGGAGCACUAUCCAUGGGGAGUUCAGCUGAGGGGUUGGAUGCAGGAUCCGGGCCAAAGGUCUCCCCAUUAGGGCAAAACCUGGAAUUACUUAUAGAUCCUAUGGAGUCAGGUGUAAGCCCAGAAUCUUCACACUCGGCACCAGAACAAGUGUCCCCGACAGUUGCCUCUUCUCCAGGGCGCCCAGGCUCUGAUGCCCAUCCUGUUCUUCCCCCCAUCCCACAAGGGCGCAAAGCUACUGAAGCUGGCUCUGAGUCACAACUAACAGAGCAGUCAGAGCAGGUGGUCGAGGGAUAGCUAAAAGACAAAUAAAACAGAAAUGACUUUAAA
Trichomycterus rosablanca is the source of this 2454-nucleotide messenger RNA. It is a transcript of the gene lrguk, whose product is annotated as leucine-rich repeats and guanylate kinase domain containing. NCBI's taxonomy places the organism in Eukaryota, Metazoa, Chordata, Actinopteri, Siluriformes, Trichomycteridae. The coding region runs from base 220 to 2421 and encodes 733 amino acids. The record is from RefSeq and is a predicted model, not a curated record. Gene Ontology annotation, cellular component: cytosol. The transcript has 21 exons. Gene Ontology annotation, molecular function: protein binding; GMP kinase activity.